This is a messenger RNA of Aspergillus saccharolyticus JOP 1030-1, 741 nucleotides long. Its product is annotated as GNAT family N-acetyltransferase. NCBI's taxonomy places the organism in Eukaryota, Fungi, Ascomycota, Eurotiomycetes, Eurotiales, Aspergillaceae. The coding region runs from base 1 to 741 and encodes 246 amino acids. The transcript has 3 exons. Gene Ontology annotation, molecular function: acyltransferase activity, transferring groups other than amino-acyl groups. The record is from RefSeq and is a predicted model, not a curated record.
AUGGCUAUUGAAGUUGUCCCCCUCGCAGAGGCCGACAUCCCUGACGCUAUUGAGAUCAUCCAAUCGGCCUUUGCAGAGGACCCAUACUUCAAGUGGGUGUUCGAUGCCAACAAUUUUGAUAAAAAACGCAACCAUGACUCUCUCGCUGUUCGAUGCCUUUGGGGCAUCAACAAUGCCAUUUUCCACGUCGCCAAGGAGACCUUUGAUGACGCGGGCGAUGCGGCGGCGCCGGCCGACAACCAGACGACAACCACGCCGGCUGCGACCCAAGGCUCCCGCGUUGUAGGUGUCUCGUGCUGGCUUCCGCCCCAUGCGCCGUCUGAGCCCGAGAGCUGGUAUACCUGGUCGCAAGGGUGGUUGCUCACUGCGCGGCAAGCGCUGAACAACCUGCGCCAUUGGGGCCGCGGGGGCUUGCGCACGAAUCGCUACUGGAUCUGGAAGGCCCGUCAGCAUGAGGCCCAGAGUCAGAUCUGGAAUGACCCCAAGGGGUAUUAUUUCUGUAACAUUGUGGCCGUGCGACCGGGGACGCAGGGGAAGGGCAUCGGUCGGAAGCUCUUCGAAGCCGUCACGGAUCAGGCGGACCGGGAAGGCGUCAAGUGUUAUCUUGAGAGCUCGCGGAAUGAGCCCAACGUUCAGAUCUACGAGAAGAUGGGGUUUGAAAUGGCGAAGGAGAUGGAGUGCCGGGACGGGGAGGACGUGUGCAUGCUUUAUUGUAUGGUGCGCAAGCCGAGGUCGAGAUAG